CAGUGUGAGAGAGUGUCUGUGCCAUUAGCGGCUCUACAGAGACGGAAAUCACUGCCUGUUCGAACCUCUGCGGAGGAAAUCUAUGUUCGCUUGGACAGAGACUGUAUGGUGCCACAUGUCUUUAAUAUGCCUUCGGAGAAAGGUAUUUUGCUAGAAAUCAAUGAAAACAACGGAACGAGAACAGAGGACCAUCAACCUAAAAAAGAUUCAACAGAGGUUAAAGUUCAACAUGAACCUAAAUUGCAGAUCAAGGGAGAAAGAGGAACAUCCACUGUAAGCCCAAGAUCGGAUCUAUCUCAACAUCAAACACAGAAAAUGAAUAAGGUUGAAAAUAAGAACAUGCCACCAAACGAGAAUGAUGUCCUGAAAUCCGUCAUUGCUGCAUCAAUGGUGACCCAGAGGAUUGUUAUUGCUCCACCUAAGAAGGAAGCCCAAGAUGACAGGAAAACGUCACAGCUAAACACCAAAGCACCUGUUCCUGUGACAACGACUGGGGUUUUGCCCAACACAAUCGGACUGAAGCAUACUGAAGCAGUGAAUGUAACCCUACCAAAUCGUACCGUACCGAAAACAGCUGAACUGGUUGUUCCAGCAAUGCCUCAAUGUACAGCUCCAUUGGUACCCAACAAUCCUCCCAAGCUGACUUUACCAGAUUCAACACCGAUCCAAACAUUUCUUCCUGUAGCAACUGUGCAGAGUUCUGGACAGUCAUCAGUAAAUACACCUACAACAAAAAUGACAACAUCACAAGAUGCAACAUUGUUACCACCAAGCCACAAACCACCAAAAUCAAUGGGUCUGAAUGUUACUACAGCCACCAAAGAGGCUUUCGUGCUCAGACAAGUGCAGAGCUGCCCUAAUUCCUUACAGAGAUUACAGGUCACUGGUGGAAAGGCAGAUUUGGUCCACACAAUAUCAACACCUCUGGCUAAUAAAGGGACCGAAGCAGCCAUAGCCGCAAACCAUGUUUCAGGUGGAAUACAGAUUAAAAUAACUCCAGCUACAGACAAGAAUCCAGUACAAACGAAGAACAAUAACCCUCCUAAGACAUGUUUUAAAGUUAUUGAUGAUGUUUCACCUCAGCCCGCGCUUUUCAAUCACCGGUUUGUGUCGCUGAAGUCUAACCCUCCACCCAGUGAUACCUUCAGUAUCCACACCAGAGAAGUGCUGGGAGGUGGUCGCUUUGGCAAAGUGCACAAAUGUACGGAGACUAAGACAGGGAUGAGACUUGCUGCUAAAAUCAUCAACACAAGAAAUGCCAGAGAAAGGCCAGACCCUCAACAAUGUGCACCACGAGAGAAGCUCAAAGUUUCAUUCGGAACGCCUGAAUUUUUAGCUCCGGAGGUGGUGAACUUCGAUUUUGUCUCCUUCCCUACAGAUAUGUGGACGUUGGGAGUUGUCACAUACAUGCUCUUAAGUGGCCUCUCUCCUUUUCUGGGUGACGACGACAGCCAGACCCUCAACAAUGUGCUUAUGGGCAACUGGUACUUUGAUGAGGAUGCAUUUGAGCACGUGUCUGCUGAGGCUCGGGACUUCGUUUCCAACCUGUUGAUCAGAGAAAGAAGUGGUCGUCUGAGUGCUACACAGUGUCUCAAACACCCGUGGCUUAACAACAUCACUGAGAAAGCCAAGAGCACCAACAUUGUGCUCAAGUCUCAGGCUCUUCUCAAGAAGUAUAUGGCCAGACGAAUGUGGAAGAAAAACUACAUAGCUGUUGCUGCAGCCAAUAGGUUUAAGAAGAUCGGAAGUUCAGGUUCCCUAACUGCGCUUGGGUCAGAGACGUCCUACUGACUGUGCUCACUAUGUGUGCUUUUAUAAUAUGCAGAUAAUGUCUUUGUAUUGCUGUGCUGUAUUGCCACCCACCUUUCGUAUUUGAAUACUCUCUGGCUGCCAAUAUAAUGAUUCAAAUGCAUCUGUAACAUGCAAUAAAACUGAU
Messenger RNA from Sinocyclocheilus grahami, 1936 nucleotides. Its product is annotated as probable WRKY transcription factor 19. Gene Ontology annotation, cellular component: nucleus. The record is from RefSeq and is a predicted model, not a curated record. Bases 106 to 1791 code for a protein of 561 amino acids. Gene Ontology annotation, biological process: positive regulation of apoptotic process; intracellular signal transduction; protein phosphorylation. NCBI's taxonomy places the organism in Eukaryota, Metazoa, Chordata, Actinopteri, Cypriniformes, Cyprinidae. The transcript has 11 exons. Gene Ontology annotation, molecular function: ATP binding; protein serine/threonine kinase activity.